AGUUUAAUCAGAGGGAGACCAUUAUUGUUGCCCCAUAACAGCGCAGUAGGCACUAAAUUAAAAAUCAUCAAGUACGCUAAACUAAGCAUUUCAUUUUCCUCAGAAAACGUUAUCAGAUUCGUCUUACACAAAGCCACAAAAAAUAUAAAAAAUUUCUUGUUAAACGAAAAGUUUGGUUUAUUUUCAUGGAUAUUUUUAGAAAAUUCUCGAAGAUCGCCUGGCGUCCCUCGAUGCAGGUGUUUCGGUCCUAUUGUGAUACCCCCAUGCGCAAUUUAAUCACAUUCCCCAUUGCUGAAAUCCAAGAGGGGAAAUCCAAGUACAUGAUGGCUUACGUCUAUAUUCACGGUGAAAUGGGUAACGCCAAAAUUGUAAUCCGUAGCAACGCCAGAGCCAAGUACCACCUCGACGUCUACGACGAUUUACAAAAGGAGGCAUCGAAGAAGGGCUUGUGCACUCAAGGACUUGGCGGUGGUUAUAUGAUCCACGACACGGAAAAGAAGUACAUGAAGCUCUAUGGCCGGUCCCAGACCCUGGGCAAGGCCGAUCACGAGAAUGCCCGUGAAGUACUUCAGCCCCGAUAUGCCGACCAUAAGAUUGACGCCGAGUCUGGCGGCAUGGAGCCCUGAGUAACACUUUAAGAUUUGGAAUUAUUACUUUCGGAAUUGGGGAAUGAAGUAUUCCGAUUUUUUUUCCUAAAUUCUAGAAAUACUUUAAAGUGUUUAAUUGAAAUUUCCUUAGUAAAUAAUUUUUGAGACAAA
Molecule: messenger RNA, 758 nt
Organism: Drosophila ananassae
Lineage: Eukaryota; Metazoa; Arthropoda; Insecta; Diptera; Drosophilidae
Product: sex-regulated protein janus-B
Exons: 3
Coding region: 186-626 (146 amino acids)
Biological process (GO): peptidyl-histidine dephosphorylation
Cellular component (GO): cytosol
Molecular function (GO): protein histidine phosphatase activity
Source: RefSeq, a predicted model, not a curated record